This is a messenger RNA of Phytophthora infestans T30-4, 645 nucleotides long. RefSeq lists its product as uncharacterized. The transcript has a single exon. The coding region runs from base 1 to 645 and encodes 214 amino acids. The record is from RefSeq and is a predicted model, not a curated record. Lineage: Eukaryota; Oomycota; Peronosporomycetes; Peronosporales; Peronosporaceae.
AUGCCAUGGAUUGAGUUUUGGGAGAAACUUCUAGCUCUUGCACCAGAACUUUUCAACUCGCGACAUGCAUUAUACGGAAAUAUUGCACGGAUUCGAGGUCGACAGCCACUAGUGACAGACGAAGUCGCUUUCUGCGCUCUAGCGGAAAGCAUAGGAAACGUUCAUGAAGCAGCCGAAAAGCUGCAUGAUGCGUCAUACGAGCGAGAACUCACAUACGUGUGUGCCGUCAUCGAAGUGUCGAAGCUUCUGGAACGAUAUUUCCCACUGGAUCCGAUGCAACUCUCCCUCAAACCUCCUCACGUCUCGCUCCCAACUAUUUCGUCGCCCACCGCAGACUCCAUCGCUGCUCAUAGCUCACAUACUCCAAGUGGAAUAGACACAACACGUUGCGUUAUGCUACCUCCCACUCGAGUGGCUUCUCCAUCCACUUCCAAGCCUAAAAAGCAUCUCCGGAUGAACGAAAUGCUCGACUUGCACUUCCAAGAACACGUCCAGAAACAAGAAGCAGCGCUAGCAAUAACCGACGCAACACGAGGCUUUGUGCACCCACCCGAGAAGCUCAUGGUGCUGCGGGAUUUCCGACAAGCCAACAGCGUUCUGGUGAGCUCGCAACUAGCUUUCGGUAGUGGGAAAGCAACGAUAUGA